Molecule: messenger RNA, 1495 nt
Organism: Caenorhabditis sp. 36 PRJEB53466
Lineage: Eukaryota; Metazoa; Nematoda; Chromadorea; Rhabditida; Rhabditidae
Source: the annotation of a GenBank genome assembly
AUGGAAGAGACGAACGCCUUUUCGGCGCUCAACCAGCUUGCCAUCCCGGUAAGAAAUUACUUUUCCCGUUUGAAACGCGUCAUCUUUCUUUUUAGCAGAAUAUGGUUUCGCCGAUGAAGUCCAUGCCUUUGCUCGAUGAGAAAGUGAUGGAGAUAUUGAUGAACAUUCAGCAACAAACGGGUGGGCAGCUGAUACCUCAGCAGCACCUCCCGGUCGCCUGCGAAACGACGCACGAGUCGGCGGAAAGUACGCUGAAGGCAUCGCCGUCCGCCAGCUCCGAGAUCAGCGAGACGGACGUGGCUGAGCAGCCGGCUCUUCAGAACUACUCUCAGAAUCCGCUACAACAGGUGACCAUCGACUCGCAAGCCAACAUUGCCGCCGGAACGCCCACUAACGCCGAGUGAGGAGAUUUUGAAGUAAAACAAUGAGGAAUAACCCCCAUUUUUAGGCAAAGGUCGUCGAACCGUUAUGACACGUGGAUGGAGUGCUACACGACGACGAAGCUCGCCGAGUACGAGGCGCUGCUCUUCUCUGUAUUCGUCACCGAACGCACCGAUCGGAAGUUUGACGGAUGGACCUACUUUGACUGUCUGCACCGCCUGCAGAGCAAGUGCCGUUACCGAGUGCGCGCCAAGAAGCAGGACGAGUUCUACAUUGUCGAGGAGAAGUGCGUGCACAAUCACGGAGCGGUCGAGCCCGUCGGACAGCCCGGAAGUCAUGCCGGCUUGCCAAAGUGAGUAAAAAUCAGGUGAAACUGAAUGUGGUUUCGUGAAGCAAGGCCAUGUUCAUGAUUUUAAGUUCCGAAGUUUCCCGUGGCCUUCAGAAAUCCUACAGUUUCUUAGCUUCACCUUGAAAAUGAGUUUAAAAGGUCACACGCAUGCAAUCUCUCACUAAUUCAUCGACAACCAAUUUUUCUUGCUCCAGAACAAUCCGCGAGCUCGUCGAUCGUUCGUACCGAGACGGAUGGCCAGUCGAACUGCGCACCGCGAAAGUGGACGAAGAGAUCAAGCGCCUCGGACUUCCGGCGAAUCCACGUCUCGGCCGCCAGAUCGACAACCGUAUUGCCUACCUCCGACGCGUGAGAAACCUGAACGAAAGCCGUCGGAUGCAGGAUCAAAUGGCCGCCGUCGUGUCUCAGGAUCCACUGCAACUCCAGCAAGAACCAGGACUCGGUUCGAUUCCCUUUGACGGAAACAGCAUGGUGCCGGAUGUGUCGAACGUCCUGCAAGCGCUGAUGAAUCAAAACGGAGGAAGUGUUCGGCUGGAGAAGGACGUCGUCGAGCAGCUGAUGGGUCCCCAGUUCACGGAUGCAUUGGCGGCUGCUCAGCAAGGAAUCGAGCAGACGAGCCAAGUAGAGAACAUCCCGAUGGACUCCCAGAAUGCUGCCCUGAAUGAUAUUGAUCGGCAGAGAGAAGUCAUCCUCCGGCAGAUUGCGGAACUCGAAGCUCAAGGCAUUUCUCUGCCCCAGUUUUCUCAAGUUGGACUCCAACAAUAA